Molecule: messenger RNA, 811 nt
Organism: Amaranthus tricolor (Joseph's coat)
Lineage: Eukaryota; Viridiplantae; Streptophyta; Magnoliopsida; Caryophyllales; Amaranthaceae
Product: mitochondrial intermembrane space import and assembly protein 40 homolog
Exons: 4
Coding region: 242-643 (133 amino acids)
Biological process (GO): protein import into mitochondrial intermembrane space
Cellular component (GO): mitochondrial intermembrane space
Molecular function (GO): protein-disulfide reductase activity
Source: RefSeq, a predicted model, not a curated record
CGUUAGCAAGAUUAGGUGUAAUUAAAUAUCCUUCAAUUCAACCCUCAUUUGUUCAAGCCUGAAACAAGGUUACAUCUUCCUUUCACAAGAACAAAAUUGAAAUUCCAUUAAAAAUUUGGACUAACUUUCAAAUCCUGUUAUUAAUUUUGUAGUUUUUUUUGGUUAAAAGCAACAACAUUAGAAAUGGGUCAAUCUCAAAGUAAAAUUUCCACCAUUGCUGAGACCCCAAAAGAGAACACAAAUGCCUCUGCUCCUCCUUCCAUGGAUUCUCUACUUGCAGAGGCUGCUGCUUAUGGUGAUGAUGAGAAUGAGGUCUUUAAGCUUCAUUAUCAUAUCUAUGGAGGCGAAAGCUAAAAAGGCCUUGGAGUGCCCAUGUAUAGCUGAUUUGCGUAAAGGCGCUUGUGGGAGUCAGUUUUCAGAGGCCUUCUUCUGUUUUCUUAAGAGCACUGCUGAAGAAAAGGGCUCAGAUUGCGUGCAUCCGUUCGUUGCGCUACAAAGCUGCAUAAAAGCCAAUGCAAAUGCAUUUACAAAGGACAUUGUGGAAGAUGAUCAAGUCAAGAAAGAGGAAGGAUCUUCUGCUGAUUAUAGAAUACUUCCACCAAAAUGGUCAUUGGAAUCACCAAAUUUUAAAUCUAGAUCUUAAAGUUUAGACUAGACCAAAAAUAUUCCCAAAAAUUUUGGUAUUGUGGGUGACUAUCCCCUUUAUUUACUUGCAAUUGAUGGUUUUUCACUUUCAAAUAAAUGCUUACGUGUGGCUUCCUCAUGCAAGAUUUUCCUUCUAUUAUUAUGACGGUAUUAUAAUGAUUAUUAA